AUGAAAGUAAAUGGUUUCUUAUUGACAUCCCUACUUGGAUGUUCUAUUGCAACUGCCUCAAGCAAUCGGCCGUUAAUUCACUUAACACCUGAAAAAGGUUGGAUGAAUGAUCCUAAUGGGUUGUUUUAUGAUCGCGCGGACGAUGUCUGGCAUGCAUAUUACCAAUUUAAUCCGAACUCUACUGUUUGGGCUGAGCCCAUUAGUUGGGGUCACUCUAUUUCCAAAGAUCUAAGUACUUGGGAGGAGAAGGGCAUUGCUAUUGCUUCGAAUGACACCAACUCUGGGAUUUAUACAGGCUCUGUUGUAAUCGAUAGGAACAAUACUUCAGGAUUCUUCAACUCUUCUAUUGCAAACGAAAAAAGGAUUGUUGCCAUUUACACCUACAACACUCCAACCAGUGAAACUCAAGAAGUUGCCUAUUCUUUGGAUGGCGGGUUGACCUUUAAAAAGUACUCUGGCAAUCCUGUUAUUAACAUCAAUUCAACCCAAUUUAGAGAUCCAAAAGUGUUUUGGUAUCAGCCUAGUCAAACUUGGGUCAUGGCUGUUGCCCAAUCUCAAAAAUAUUCUGUUCAUUUUUACAACUCAAAGGACCUAAAGAAAUGGACCCUAGUUAGCGAAUUUAAACAACACGGUAUACUAGGUUAUCAGUAUGAAACACCAAACUUGGUGCAGGUUCCUAUCGUUGACAGCACCAAUUCAACGAAAACAUCAAAGUGGGUUUUGUUUGUUUCCGUUAACCCUGGUGCAUUAAUUGGUGGUUCUUUUGUUCAAUACUUUGUUGGUGAUUUUGAUGGCAAACAGUUUACUCCUGUUUCCAAUGCUACGCAGAUUUUAGAUUAUGGUAAAGAUUAUUAUGCUUUCCAAAUCGUUGAUAAUACCCCUUCGGAUGAAGUCAUCGGUAUGGCUUGGGCCUCUAAUUGGCAAUACUGUGCCAAUGUGCCUACAAGCCCUUGGAGGAGCUCAUUUUCUUUGGCCAGAAAUUUUACCUUGCAAUAUGCCAACACCAAUCCAGAGUCAGAGGUUUUGCAACUAAUAUCUACCCCAAUAUACAAUGGUUUGGCCAAGAAUGGUACCUCUUAUCAUUUGCAAAAUCAAUCUUUGGAAACAAACAGUAGUCUAACCUUUGACCUUUCUGGUGCCUCGAAUUUUACCACUGGUCUUUUUGAUUUUGAAUUAACUUUUUCUAGCAAUUCAAGUGCUUUUGGGAACGCUGAUUUUGCCGCCUUGGAUAUUUAUUUAAAGGGUGUCAACACCACUGAAUAUUUGAGAUUGGGAUUUGAGGGUAACGCAAAAGCUGUUUAUUUAGAUAGAUCUCACACUAACGUGAACUUUGUUGAGAGGAAUCCUCUUUUCUCAGGCCAGGUCUCUGUGGAUAUUGUUCCUGCUGAAACUUUGUCUGAUACGGUUAGUGUUUACAAAAUCCAAGGUAUUGUUGACAGAAAUAUUCUAGAACUUUACAUUAACGAUGGACAAUUUGUUUCUACAAACACAUUUUUCUUUAGUGAUGGUAAUUACAUAAAUACUAUCGAUAUCAGUACAGAGGUUAAUAAAACUUUCAAGCUUAUCGAUUUUCAAGCUGCCCAAUACUCCACCUGA
Saccharomycodes ludwigii is the source of this 1596-nucleotide messenger RNA. RefSeq names its product beta-fructofuranosidase SUC2 (gene SUC2). Gene Ontology annotation, biological process: sucrose catabolic process. The record is from RefSeq and is a predicted model, not a curated record. Lineage: Eukaryota; Fungi; Ascomycota; Saccharomycetes; Saccharomycodales; Saccharomycodaceae. Gene Ontology annotation, molecular function: sucrose alpha-glucosidase activity. The transcript has a single exon. The coding region runs from base 1 to 1596 and encodes 531 amino acids. Gene Ontology annotation, cellular component: fungal-type vacuole.